UAUACGCCAAAGUUUAUUGUUUUGCCUUUUUUAAAUUCUAUAUGCAUUUUGUGCUGGUGGUGUUACAAAUAAUGGCCGCGGUUUAUUUCGUUUUCAUUUCCCGUAUAUAAAGGCCCUUCCCGCAAGAAAAAUCUAUUAAGCUUCUGUUUCUGUAUAGAGUUGAUCACUUAUGGAGUCGCUGUGGUAUAUAAACAUGGAGAUGUAUAAACCACCGACCGCUGAUGGAUAUGGUUGCGCAGUUGUCAGCCGAACAUGGAUCAGCUGUUUUUCUAUUCCGCGGGCACACAUUUUUGCUUAUCUUUUGUUUGUUUUUCCUCAGAAAUGGGCUGGGCAAUGCAAAUUGAAGGUUACGUAAUUAUUCAUCGACCAUCAAUCAAAGCCAUUGUGUAAGCCUGACGCGUUGCAUUAUUGCCUAUAAGCGCUUAAUGCGGAAGUUAGAUUCAAGGUGAAAUCAGGAUGGAUCUUUAAUAACGAGAGCAAUAUUGCCGGAAGUGUAGUAGCCGCGUGUAUAUAUAAAGAGACGCCAUCCAUAUCGCACCGGAAUUCAUUGUCAUCCAGUUGUCAACGAUCGUCAUGAAGAUCUCUGUGUGGAUUCACGCAGUUGCUGUCCAGUUCUACAUCUCCGAAGUCAAAGCCACUACGACUGGGCAUGGCCGCAUUCACGACGCUGGUAACGGACUUGCAGCCUAUUUACCCGAAAGGUAUACGCCCAUGCCCUGGGCUCUUCGUCCACGUGCCCACACGACUCCUAACGUUGUUGCUGCUUAUUUACCUAACCAAUAUGGAACGAUCCAGUGGAAACCGUGGGCUCAUCCUCCGCGUUUAAACGACCCUCCUAAAAUCGUCGCCGCCUAUUUACCUGAUCAGCAUUCCUCGAUAUCCUGGCGUUUACCGUUGCAGCUCCAGGAAAGGACUGGUCGUUCGGCUCACGUGGUUUCUCGUGCGUCCGCUAGAGGUCCACGACUACUAGCGGGUCAGUCGCUUCCAUUCACGCGGACCAUUCAACCGAUUCCCGCUCAGAAAACUUCCUGAAACUAUGCCCGAUGAAAUGAGUGGCUUCUCCCUGUCACAAUAAAGUUCACGUUUUUAACUAACGUCAGAUCAGCUACGUAAUUACCAUCAAAUUUCUUUGUUUAAAGACUAGUAUCCUUUUCUAGUAGCAAAAGGAUUUAACUCAAUACUUUUGUUUAUACCUCAAUUACUCGGACCUCAUAAAGUCAUAAUAUUUAAUGCAAUAAAUGGGUCGUUUUUUCUUUGAAAAUUCCCAGGAAUUCCAAGAUGUCCCAGUUUUAUUCAUCUUUUUGCAAUCAAACCAAAUUAUUAAACAGUGAAAUAAAACGAUCACACAUUUCAUUUACCUAAAUAACCACUUGAUGGUUAAAUUUAAUCGUGGCGGGAUUCGAACCC
Molecule: messenger RNA, 1407 nt
Organism: Daphnia magna
Lineage: Eukaryota; Metazoa; Arthropoda; Branchiopoda; Diplostraca; Daphniidae
Exons: 2
Coding region: 574-1032 (152 amino acids)
Source: RefSeq, a predicted model, not a curated record